AUGACUGAGCCACCUCUGUCAAUGACAUACAACAUUAGCCCCUACCAUGCUUGGUGUAAAGACAAUGGCGCCAACGUGUCUACCGAUACAAUCUUAGCCACUUUUACCAACCUUGGUCGAAGGUUUGGUUUCCAAGAAGAUAAUGUGCACAAUAUGUAUGAGUUGUUCAUGACACAGGUAGAUUCUCGAUCAAGCAGGAUGGAUUGUUCCGAAGCGUUACUCUCUUUACAUUUACACUAUAUUGGAGGUGAUUGUGCUAAUUACAAGAAAUGGUAUAUGGCGGCGCAAUUCCCCUAUGAAGAUGAAUCAUGGACACCGAGGGACAAAUUCAUUGCUAUGGAAAAAGAAGAAUGGAGAACAAGGUUAGGGGCAUUUAAGGAAGAAGAGUAUGUGUCUCAAAUUGCCUUGUAUUUGUUAAUCUGGGGAGAGUCAAAUAAUAUUAGGUUCAUGCCUGAAUGCAUUUGCUUUAUUUUCCAAUGUGCUUUGGAUUAUGAAGGACCCGAUUUAGACCGGUUUUACUUUUUAGAUAAAGUAAUUACGCCAUUGUACAAGUUUUUAAGAGACCAGCAGUAUGAUUUAAUUGGCGACAAGUGGAGUAGGAAGGAAAUUGACCAUUCACAAACCAUUGGAUAUGACGAUGUAAAUCAACAUUUUUGGAGUCCUAGAGGAUUGUACAAGAUCAGACUAGACAAUGGAAUUAGAGUUUAUAAAAUUAAACGAAAAGAUCGAUUCAAGGAGAUCCAUUUGAUUGAUUGGAAGAAAUCCUUAUCGAAAACGUAUCGAGAACGAAGAACUUGGAUUCAUGUAUUGAAUAACUUCAAUCGCAUAUGGGUUAUUCAUGUAUCGGUGUUCUGGUACUUUAUGUCAUUCAACUCGCCAUCGCUUUACACUGCAGAUUAUACCCCAGAUAAGUCACCAUUCGUUCAUGUAAGAUUGGCGAUAGUGUCUGCUGGUGGCGCUUUAGCAGCAUUGAUCUCGCUAUUUGCAGCAAUUUCGGAAUUUUUAUUCAUUAAUAGUAAAAACUUCAAGAAAUUGGUCUUUUGUGCUAUAUUGUUGGUUCUUAAUAUUGCUCCAAUUGUGGCUAUUUUUAUAUUUCUUCCAUGGUCCCAGUAUUCCUACAAGGGUAAUGUCGUUUCAGGGCUAUUAUUGACAUUUUCAAUUCUAACAUUUGUUUAUUUGGCCACAAUACCUCUUGGUAGCUUUAGUUCAGUUUUUUCAAAUUCAUUUCCCAAAUUAUCAUUGCGAAAACGGGCAUUUUCAAUAUCAUUAUGGAUUGUGGUAUUUGCCGCCAAGUAUUCAGAAUCGUAUUUCUUUUUGAUUCUUUCAUUAAAAGACCCCAUCCAAAUUUUAUCUACAUUAAAGUUGAAUUGUGAUGAUGGUCAUUUCUUGUGCCCGGCACAGCCUAAAAUUGCCUUGUGUUUGUUUUAUUUCACCGAUUUGAUUUUAUUCUUUCUUGACACUUAUCUUUGGUAUGUCAUUUGCAAUGUUAUAUUCUCCGUUGGAUUAUCGUUUUCAUUGGGGGUGUCGAUAUUCACCCCCUGGCGAAACAUAUUCUCGAGAUUGCCCGAUAGGAUAUUGACCAAGAUUUAUCAUGGUGAUUCCUCCAAUAGUAUGAUUUUGGUUAUUUCGCAAAUAUGGAACGGGAUUGUUAUUUCGAUGUUUAGAGAGCAUAUAAUAUCGGUUGAACAAGUGAAAAAGUUGAUUUACCAACGUGAAGAAGAUGAGGGCAAUGUUAAGCCGCCGCUGUUUUUUGUCAACGAAGAUGACAACACAUUUAAGCUCUUGGCCUAUAUCAAGAUAGAAGAGGAAUGGGAAAGAAGAAUCACUUUUUUCGCCCAAUCGUUAUCAAGCCCUCUCCCUGACCCAUUUCCAGUGGUAUCGAUGCCCGCAUUCACAGUGCUUAUACCACAUUAUUCGGAAAAGAUUCUCUUGGGAUUGAAGGAUUUAAUUAAGGAACAGUCGUUUUCAAAGUUGACAUUGUUGGAGUACUUGAAGCAACUUCACCCCAAUGAAUGGAGAUCCUUUGUCAAGGACAGUAAAAUGAUUCAAUCAAUUGAUGAGAAUGAGGAUGAUUUGGAUGGAGAUGGCGACGAGAAAUUCAAAGGACAUGAAGAUUUACCAUACUACUGCAUCGGCUUCAAGGACUCAGCACCAGAAAACACAUUAAGAACAAGAAUAUGGGCGGCAUUGCGUUGCCAAACUUUAUACCGUACAGUUUCUGGAUUUAUGAAUUACGAAGUCGCCUUGAAGAUUUUGUAUCGUAGUGAAAACAUUGGGUUUGAAAGUGAAGGUGAUUUAUUCAUUGAGAGGGAAAUGCAAGAUUUUGUUGAUCGAAAAUUUAGCUUGAUUGUGGCGAUGCAAAAUUUCCAAAGCUUUACUCGGGAAACUUCUGACGAUGCCGAUGUGUUAUUUCGAGCAUUUCCUAAUGUAAAGAUUGCAAUUUUGGAAGUUGAAAAUGGAACUUAUUACUCAACCUUGUUGGAUGUAUCUCAACGAGACCAUAAAGGAAACUAUCGCAAACGGUUCAAGAUUCGAUUAUCGGGAAAUCCAAUCUUGGGUGACGGUAAAUCUGAUAAUCAAAACAACGCUCUCAUUUUUUACCGAGGGGAAUAUAUUCAAGUUAUCGAUUCAAAUCAGGAUAACUAUGUUGAGGAAUGUUUGAAAAUCAAGUCGCUAUUGACCGAGUUUGAAGAAAUGGAUCUUGAUGUAUCGCAUGGGUACACAUCCGAGCCGAUUUUGGAACCACCGCCAACGGUUGCUAUUGUAGGGUCAAGGGAGUUUAUCUUUUCCCAAAACAUUGGCAUACUAGGUGACAUUGCCGCGGGGAAAGAACAGACAUUUGGUACAUUGUUUGCUCGAACAAUGGGGGAAAUUGGAUCAAAGCUACAUUAUGGACAUCCUGAUUUCCUAAAUGGGAUAUUCAUGACGACAAGAGGAGGCAUAUCGAAAGCACAAAAAGGACUACACCUUAACGAGGAUAUAUAUGCUGGUAUCACAGCAAUGUGUCGAGGUGGAAGAAUUAAGCAUUUUGAUUAUUACCAAUGUGGUAAAGGACGUGACUUGGGAUUUCAAUCGAUUGUCAAUUUUACUAAAAAAAUUGGCGCUGGCAUGGGGGAGCAACUCUUGUCAAGGGAGUAUUUCUAUCUUGGGACGAGACUACCAAUUGAUCGGUUCUUGUCGUUUUAUUAUGCCCACCCUGGGUUUCAUAUUAAUAACUUGUCGAUUAUGUUGUCAGUAAAGAUUUUUAUGUUUUUGGUGAUGAAUCUAGGUGCGUUGAAUCAUAAUACAGUGGAGUGUGAUGAAGAUGAUCCUGUGGCUGGGUGUCAUACUUUAGUGCCAGUGUUGAAUUGGAUUGAUCGAUUUAUUCUUUCGGUGUUUGUGUGCUUUUUUAUAUCUUUCCUUCCACUAAUCAUUCAAGAGUUGAUUGAAAAGGGUUUUGUUAGAUCGGUUUUUCGAGUCAUUUUGCACAUUGUUUCAUUAUCGCCAUUUUUUGAAGUUUUCCUUUGCCAAGUUUAUUCUCGAGCAUUAAGAGAUAAUUUUGUAUUUGGUGAGGCACAAUACAUUGCCACGGGCAGAGACUUUGCCAUUUCGAGAAUUUCGUUUGCUACGUUGUAUACAAGAUAUGCCAACUUGUCAAUUUAUAGUGGUUGUGAAAUAUUCAUGGUGAUUUUGUUUGGAAUGAUGACGGUAAAACGAAUAGCCCUUCUUUGGUUUGUCAUUACAGUAUUGGCGUUGUGUUUUGCUCCGUUUAUGUUUAACCCCCAUCAAUUUAGUUUCAUUGAUUUCUUUCUCGAUUAUCGAGACUUUAUUCGUUGGUUGUCGAGAGGCAAUUCUAAAGCCAAGGAGUCUUCGUGGAUUCAGUUUUGCCAAGGUGAAAGAUCGCGGUUAACUGGAGAGAAGUUUGAAGGGCAUUUGCUGGGCAGAAACUCAACCACGUUCAACUUGCUUCUUGGUGAAGUGGUUACUCCUUUGAUUAGUUUUAUCUUGUAUUUGAGUCCAUUUUUGUUUCUUCAUUCGUCAGACAAGUUGUUUGUGUUGGAUUUAGCCAAUCCUUUGAUUAAAGUCGCCAUUGUCAUAUUCAUGCCUUAUGCAUUGAACAUUGUUGUUUUGAUCUUGAUUUGGGUGUUGUCAUUAACAAUGGCUCCAGCAAUUGGACUCUGCGUUAAGCGGAUUCCAUCAUUCUUUGCUGCAUUGGCUCAUUUCUUGUCCAUUUUGUUUCACAUUGUCAAUAUUGAGUUUUUGUUUCUUUUACAGGAAUUCAGUGUUGUUCAUUUGAUAAGUGCCUUGUUGGUUGUUUUCAGUUUCCAUCGUGCGUUAUCGGGUUUUGUUUUGAUUACAUGUGUUUCUCGAGAACGCGGCGAGAAUGUUACUAAUAAAGCCUGGUGGUCAGGGGAAUGGUACCGAAGUGGAUUGGGGUUCAGAGUAAUAACACAAAACAUGCGGGAAUUAGUUAUCAAAAUGUUGGAAUUGAACAAGUUUACGUUUGAUUUCUUCUUGGGACACAUGCUACUCCUGAAGUUUGCUGAUAAUCAAGAAGAUGAGAUCUUUGGUGACGUUGAGUCAAUAGAUUUUAGUUCCAACAGACUGAGACAGCAACAACAACAACAACAACAACAACAACAACAGCAACAACAGCAACAACAACAGCAACAGCAACAGCAAAUAGAACAACAGAAUCACCACCACUACCACAGCAAUUCCAGUCAUGACAACGAAGAUGAUAACGGAGUAGAAACUCUCAAAAUCAACCAGUUGCAUAUCAACAACAACCUGCCACUGUUCCAACUAACACCCAAAAACGAACUUAGUUCAUCAAAAGGUAGUGCCAAACGAAUAACCCGGGAUGCAUUGAGUGAAUACAGCGAAGGGAAUGAUACUGACAUAACGUCCGAACUAUCACAAGAUGAAUUUGAGGGCUGGGAUGAAUGUUUUAGUAAGAACCAAAGCAUUUAUCAACAAAUGAAUCAACGAUUAAUUGCCAAAAAAGUAGCCCAGCAAAAGGAGGCAGAACGCGAGCAAAAGGAAUUGCUUGAGUACAAGCAAAAUCGUGCAAUGGGCACUCGUGAUGAUCCAAAUUUAACUUUGAAAUUGCGUGAUGGAAUAGGAGGUGGGGGAGCUAGUGGUGGUGGUCAUAAAUUGACCAGCACAAAUUUGAGUAUGUUGGAUCAUUUAGAAAAUGAAAAAACAAUAAAUUAUGAGUAUACGAGAGAUGAUAAUGAACAAUUUGAAGAUGGGUUUGAUGUUGAUUUUGAAGCAAGCAUCCAAAAGAUUAAACAGCAGCAGCAACAACUGCGUCACAAUAUGGGAACGAUUGGGAAACACACAUUACUCAAUAAACAAUCAAUGCCAUCAUUAGCUAAAAAUCAAGCCAAUACAAUCAAGAAAUUCAAAUCAACAAUGGAUUUAAACAAUGAUGUAUCGCAACAACAACAACAACAGCCAAGUUUCAAUUUCAAUAAUCGGGUAAUUAAUAAACUCGAUCGCAUACCUUCAUUCUACAAUAGACCAAAAAUACCAGAUCCAGCAUCGCGCAUUCAAUUACUUGAUAAAUACGCAGAACGGAAAGAUAAGACCAAUUCCAAGUUGAAACAACAACCUAGUUUGAGUGAUAAAGAUACUGGCAUUACUCAUCUUGCACAAACUCAUCAUGAUCGACGCCAUCUGCAGAAGAAGAAAAUGGGACAUGUGCGAUACUUGAAUGGGGAUUCGUUGGGCAAAACUCGUGGUGGUGACUAUAUUAUACCCCAGUCCAAAUCAAUGGUGUUUAACAAGGCGCAAAACCGAUGGGAAGGAAAUGAAGUGGAUCUACUUCGAUUCGAACAGAAACCAUCGCUCAUCACAUUGGAAGAGCUUGAACCAAUUAGGAAUGAUGGUCAUGUUAAUCGUCACGUGCAUGCGCAAGCCCAAGACGCUUAUGAUGAAGGUGACGACGAUGACGGAGAUUUCCCGCGUAAAAAGCAAGGUAAUAUGUUGUACGACAACGUUAAUCUAAAAUGGAUAAAUUUGGAUCAAGAUGAUGAGUACAUUUUCGACGAUAUACCCGAUUUGAUCGAACCUUUAGAAACUAUUCGACACCAUCAUAACCAUCAUCAUCAACAACAGCAGCAGCAACAGCAACAACAGUAUAACCAAAUGGACCAAUAUUCACCAACGAGGCGUGGCGGCGGCGGCGGCACCACCAACACCAUCUAUGUUCUCCAAUCACCAAUUUCACGACGUCGUGGUGCAAGUCAAUUCACACAACGAACAAUAUCGUCAACAACAUCGAUACCGCCACCACCACCUCUUGCCCAACAACAACGAAAUCUAACUACAGCAUCGCGAUCGACUCUAUUAAGAUCACAAUCUUCAUUAUCCAACACUGUUCCCAACACCCAUGCUGGCCCCGAUGACGCAGCAGUGCCUUUACCACCAGUGAGCCAGAAAUUGAUGGAUAAAUUCGUCAAAGAAGAGCAUAAGAUCAAUCGCAAAAUUAACCAUUGGUUUAUUGAUGAUAAUAAUGAUGUCAAGUUGGAUUAUUAUUGGGAAAUUAGAAAAUUGAUCAUGGAGGAUUAG
Lodderomyces margitis is the source of this 6555-nucleotide messenger RNA. RefSeq names its product Bfa1p (gene BFA1). The transcript is spliced from 2 exons. Gene Ontology annotation, cellular component: 1,3-beta-D-glucan synthase complex; plasma membrane. Gene Ontology annotation, molecular function: 1,3-beta-D-glucan synthase activity. Gene Ontology annotation, biological process: fungal-type cell wall polysaccharide biosynthetic process; (1->3)-beta-D-glucan biosynthetic process. The record is from RefSeq and is a predicted model, not a curated record. Bases 1 to 6555 code for a protein of 2184 amino acids. NCBI's taxonomy places the organism in Eukaryota, Fungi, Ascomycota, Pichiomycetes, Serinales, Debaryomycetaceae.